CACGCUCCAGCAGGGGGCGCCACAACAGUGGGCGGAAGUGAAAGUAAACGCUCGGUUCUUCCUGGCUUGAUUCGGUCUAAAAAUCCUCACGGAGUCAUGAACUCUCAACCCUUCAACUCCGUCCUGCUGGAGAUCUCCAACGAGCUGACCGCGGACAACCUGGACAAACUCAAGUUCCUGCUUCGGCAUGUGAUCGGGAGGCGAGAGCUGGAGAAGAUCGGUACCGGCCACCGGCUGUUCGAGGUUCUGACGGAGAGACGCAAACUCACACCGGAAGACACAGACUUUGUCUCGGGGCUUCUGGAGGAGAUCCAGCGUCCGGACCUGUCAGUCAGAAUCAGCAGCUGGGGAAGUCCGAGCGGAUCCACUGAUGUUCUGGACCGGACGGAACAAGCGAAGCUGGAUGCUGCCUUCGAGGUCAUGACAGAGCAUCUGGGUAGGAACUGGCGCAAACUGGGACGCAAACUCAAAAUAAGCGAGGUGAAGCUGGAUUCCAUCUCCAGCAGGCAUCCCAGAGACCUGGAGGAGACCACGAUGGAGCUGCUGAAGGAGUGGAGGAAGAGUCGAGGAGCCGAGGCCAGAGCGGAGGAGCUGAUUCUUGCCCUGAGGGACUGCCAGUUAAACCUGACCGCUGAUGAAGCGGAGGAAAAGAUGAGGCCAUAUCUGUAAAUGUGUUGUUGGCUUCACCGCCAACAAGAGUGUAAGGAGUCGUUUGUUAUAAAACUCAGACUGGUGUUCUC
Nothobranchius furzeri (turquoise killifish) is the source of this 740-nucleotide messenger RNA. RefSeq names its product Fas (tnfrsf6)-associated via death domain (gene fadd). Gene Ontology annotation, biological process: signal transduction; regulation of apoptotic process. NCBI's taxonomy places the organism in Eukaryota, Metazoa, Chordata, Actinopteri, Cyprinodontiformes, Nothobranchiidae. The record is from RefSeq and is a predicted model, not a curated record. Gene Ontology annotation, molecular function: protein binding.